Molecule: messenger RNA, 604 nt
Organism: Terrapene triunguis (Three-toed box turtle)
Lineage: Eukaryota; Metazoa; Chordata; Testudines; Emydidae
Product: lymphocyte antigen 6E-like
Exons: 2
Molecular function (GO): acetylcholine receptor inhibitor activity
Source: RefSeq, a predicted model, not a curated record
CGGCCUCCUUCUGGUGCUACACCUGUAACGACGAGCCCUCCAACUGGAAUUGUCUGAAAGGGACUAAGUGUGCCGACACUGACAAAUACUGCCUCACAAUAUAUGCGUCUGGAGGGAUUGGCGAUAAAAAGGGGCACCGCAUCACCAAGAAAUGCUCUCCGGUGUGUCCCCAAACAAACCUGAACCUCGGCGUAGCCGCCAUUUCUACCUCCUGCUGUGAGAAUUCCUUAUGCAACAUCAGCGGGGCCAGCAGUGUGAAAACCAGCUACCUGGUGAUGGCCACAGGGAUCUUGGCCAGUCUCAUCCACGUCCUCAGAACGGGACUGUGAUGGGGCCAGGAAAAGAGGACUUGCCAUCCCAAAGAACCAACUUGGGCUUUCCCAGAGAGAUACCAAAACUUCUGUGCAAAGUUGCCAUCUGGGUUAACACUGCUCUGUCUCUUCUGUCACCUCAGAUCCCCUCAGCAAGGAGUUUCUCUGUAAUUUUCUACGCUGUUGUUCUUUCUCUGAGGGACAGGAGCUGUACCCUGGGGAUAAGAGCACUGCCCUCCCUCACCGGGGGGUUGUGAGGAUAAAUGCAUUAAAGAUAUUACGCUGAUGGAGGC